Molecule: messenger RNA, 470 nt
Organism: Centruroides sculpturatus (bark scorpion)
Lineage: Eukaryota; Metazoa; Arthropoda; Arachnida; Scorpiones; Buthidae
Exons: 5
Coding region: 81-470 (129 amino acids)
Source: RefSeq, a predicted model, not a curated record
CAUAAACAAUAAAUAUAGAGAAUACUUUUGCUGCGAUUGUUCAGUGAAAAAUUAGCGAAUACAAAAGUUUAAUUUACAAAAUGAAUAUUUUGAAUGAUAAUAUUGAAAUGGAAGUCCAUGAUAGCGAUGGACGUUUACCAUCUAAUCCGAAAAAGAAAAGCAUAGAAGAUUCCCGUACAGAGAUGAAAAAUGCUCUCAUGCAACUAAGAGCUUUGGCGGGACGGAAUAGCAAAAGAAUUGCUGAUGAAAAGAGAAAAAGAGAAUCGUCUUUUAUUGCCGCCGAUGAAAUACUGGGAAUAAACGAAGAACCAUCAGUAUCAAAUAAUAAAGAAAAAGUAUUGGAUAAAGAAGCGAAUGGAAACAAAGAGACGUCAGCAAUUGGAAAUGGAUCUUCAAACAAAGGCGAAUCCAUCGAUGAAGACNCAUUAUACAAAUACAGAACUUCAGAAAGUUUCGCCUUUUCUACAUAG